AUGUCCAACAUCCAGCCGAAAAGCUUAUCUUGUCAAUAAUCUCGGAGCUUACUUCAAAUAUUCACAAUGUGCGACUUCCUGUCGCACACCCUAUUGCUACGCCCAGCAAUUGGGACUGCAAGGUGAUGGUCAUGACUGCUCAGAUCCCAAGCUAAAACUUGAUACACCGAUGUCGUCCUCGUCGUGUGCUUGGGUGGCGGUUUCAUCGUUGAACCUUCCUUCCUCUGCUCUACAAACAAAUCAAGCUGCUAAUCCACACAACUAACAAUCCAGGUAGAGGAUUGCUAGAAGUCAGAUCUUAUUGUCGAAACAAUGUUGAAUCCUUUUUCCUACUUCCACUUGCCCGCCGAUUUCGUUGGAUCAUUCCUUGUAUCACAAUUCACGAAGCUGCCAUAUCCUGAUGCCGAUUUCAAAGGCCAGACAAUCAUCGUUACGGGUGCCAAUGUCGGGUUGGGUCUCGAAGCCGCAAGACACUUUGUACGACUAGGGGCCUCGAAGGUUAUACUUGGCUGCAGGAACAAGGAGAAAGGUGAUGGAGCAAAGAGGAUAAUUGAGGUAACUACAGGGCGUAUGAAUGUGGUUGGGGUAUGGCAGGUCGAUCUCAGCUCUUACGAGAGUGUCAGACAAUUCUGCGAGCGGGCUUCGAAGCUGGAACGUUUGGAUGCUGUGGUAGAGAAUGCUGGCGUGGCGACUCCAACCUACGAGGAGUGUGAGAAUAUGGAGAGCACUAUCACGGUCAAUGUCAUAUCCACAUUCUUGAUGGCAUUGCUGCUGCUUCCCAAGCUGCGAGCAGACGCUGUCAAGUACAAUAUUACACCACAUCUGACCAUUGUAGCGUCAGAUGCCCAUGAACAGGCCUCCUUCAGAGAACAAUCCGCACCACGCAUAUUCUCAGCCCUCAGGUCCCCAAAAUACCAAUCCGACAAAUACAAUGUCUCUAAACUUCUCGAAAUUCUUACUAUUCGCGAAUUGGCUCCCGCAAUGUCAUCGUCAGGGAAACCCAAGAUCAUUCUGAACACCCUCACACCUGGCUUUUGCCAUUCCGAGUUGAUGAGGCAUGCAUCCUUUCCGCUCAAUCUCCUUGGUUGGAUCGGGAAGAUUCUGAUUGGGAGGACUACAGAGAUGGGAAGUCGAACAUUGGUUGCUGCCGCCUGUGCUGGAGAUGAGACGCAUGGCACAUACAUGACCGAUUGUAAGGUCAGGGAUCCAAGCAAGUGGGUUCAAAGUGAGAAAGGCAAAGAUGCACAACAAAGGGUGUACAAGGAAUUGCUAGGAAUCUUGGAAGAGAUUGAGCCCGGGGUGACCAAGAAUAUCUGAAGCUUUAGUGUCCCAAUUUGGAUCUUGUAUUACUACGAACAGAUGCAAAAUGAGUC
Mollisia scopiformis is the source of this 1373-nucleotide messenger RNA. Its product is annotated as short-chain dehydrogenase/reductase-like protein. The coding region runs from base 313 to 1317 and encodes 334 amino acids. The transcript has 3 exons. Lineage: Eukaryota; Fungi; Ascomycota; Leotiomycetes; Helotiales; Mollisiaceae. The record is from RefSeq and is a predicted model, not a curated record.